GUGUUAAUUGGGCCACCAUGAUGUUCUCUGGGUUCAACCACAAAACAACAACAGCUCCCAUGAGUGAGGAUAAGUUGUCACAGACACUACCUCAUCAAAUGACAGUGUCCUGACUCACGGAGGAGUCAGGCCACAGCAUGGGCAACUCCUCAAGGAAGGGAGAAGGAGAAGAAGAAGAGGAGGAGGGGAAGGAUGGUGAGGAGGCAGAGGUCACAGAGAAGAAGAAAGAGGAGGUGGAGGAAGUGCUUCCGCUCGGGGUGGAGGAGUUGUUGGAGAGUGGAGAUCCGGUGUUGGACUUGAGCAAUUUUAAAUUCAAGCGGGUGCCUUCAUGCGUUUGUCGACUUUUGCACCUGGAGAAGCUGUAUGUUUGUGAAAACAGGCUGCGCACUCUGCCGGACAGCAUCUCUGAGCUGCAGGGUCUGCGGACACUCGCCCUCGAUUUCAACAAGAUAGAAGACGUCCCUGUGGCUGUCUGCCAGCUCACUAACCUCACUCGCCUGUACCUGGGCAACAACCGGCUGAUGACCCUCCCACCUGAGUUGAGGAACCUGCGAAGUCUGCGCAGCCUGUGGAUGGAGAACAACUACUUCCAGAGAUUUCCACGAGAGCUCUACGACCUGCCCCGCCUCAAGUCCCUCCAGAUGGGCAACAACCAGUUGAAGACGCUGCCUUCUGACCUGCAGCGUAUGGGCACUUUGAGGGGAUUAUGGCUCUAUGGGAACCGCUUUGAUACCUUCCCCAAAGUCCUGCUGUGCAUGAAAGGCUUGGAGAUCUUAGACCUGGAUCGCAACAAGAUAUCAGAGUUUCCUAGCCUGAAGCGUCUUCAAGCCCUGCGCCUGUUCUCCUAUGACCACAAUCCUGUUAAGGCCCCUCCUAAGGUGGGCGAGGAGGUGCUGGUGGUUGGGGAAGGGGCUGCGGAGUUCCUGGCAGUACGUGAGGCCAGGAAGGAGAGACAACAAAAGGCUGCAGAGAAAGAGGCAGAGGAGUUGACUGUGGCAGCAGAGGAGCCGGUGAUUCAUGGCAUCCUGAAGAACAGCAGCUCAAAACAAGCAACAGAAGAAGCUGCAGUGACCAUUGAGGAUGCAGACAUUAAAGAGGAAGAGUCCCUGGUGGAGGAGGAGGAGGAGGAGGAGGAGGGGGAUGUGGAGCUGCCAGUCACAGAGUAUGACGGAGCUGAGCUUGAAUAUGAUGAAGAGGGUGUUGAAUAUGAGACAGAGGAGCUGAUAUAUGGAGGAGAGGGUUUUGAGUAUGAGGGGGAGGAGCUAGAUUAUGAGAGGGCUCAGUGGGACUAUGAGUAUGGGGACGGGGAGCAGCUGGAGGACACGGGGAGAAACAAUGAAGAGGCAUGA
Messenger RNA from Monopterus albus (swamp eel), 1349 nucleotides. It is a transcript of the gene lrrc10b, whose product is annotated as leucine rich repeat containing 10B. Lineage: Eukaryota; Metazoa; Chordata; Actinopteri; Synbranchiformes; Synbranchidae. Bases 138 to 1349 code for a protein of 403 amino acids. The transcript has a single exon. The record is from RefSeq and is a predicted model, not a curated record. Gene Ontology annotation, molecular function: protein binding. Gene Ontology annotation, cellular component: cytoplasm.